AUGCAAGAAAAAGAUCGGGAGGUCCAGAUUCUCAAGGAGCUGGACGGGCACCCGAACAUCGUGACUCUGCAUGGCGCUUUUCUGAGCGAUGAGGGCACCUCCUCCAAUGGACAGAGCGGCACUAGGCUAAACUUGGUGCUGGAAUACCUAUCUGAUACCUUGCACCGAGUGAUCAAGCACUACAACCAGACAAACAGCAAGAUGGAGGCCUUCUACGUCAAGCUGUAUCAGUUUCAGCUCAUGCGAGGCCUGGCUUUCAUCCAUGGCCGUGGCAUUGCCCACUGCGACUUGAAGCCGCAGAAUCUGCUGCUGGAUGGCAAGUCGCAUACCCUCAAGAUCUGCGAUUUCGGCACCGCCAAGCGCAUGAUCUUCGGAGAACCGCAGCGAUCGUACAUGGUGUCACGGUACUACCGUGCGCCCGAGUUAAUCUUGGGAGUCACCAGCUUCACCACAAGCGUCGACCUGUGGUCUGCAGGCUGCGUGUUUGCAGAGCUGAUCCUGGGCCAACCGCUGUUCACUGGUAAAGAUGGCAUCGAUCAGCUCGUGCAGAUCAUCAAGGUUCUAGGCACUCCAUCCACACAGCAGCUGCGCGCAAUGAACCCCAACUAUCCCGAGUAUGAGUUCACGCCUUCGAUAACUCCACACCCCUGGGAGAAGGUGCUGCGCGGCUGGGCUCCAGUGCAUGCCUGUGACCUGGUGGCCCUGAUGCUCACGUAUGAUCCGGUCAUGUCCUCAGCCGGAGAUUCCGUUGAUUUUCGUGUGCUUCGUGGAAAUUGA
Messenger RNA from Symbiodinium natans, 777 nucleotides. The record is from the annotation of a GenBank genome assembly. Lineage: Eukaryota; Dinophyceae; Suessiales; Symbiodiniaceae.